GUUGAACACGCCACGACCCUCCACACGCUCCAUUCCGUGAUCCACCACUCACCUUACCUCACCCCUCGCCUAACCUCUCGCACCUAACCCCUCAAACUUAACCCAACCCCACUCUUCUUUCUCGCACCUAACCAACCAUCCAUAGAUCCAAACCACUUCACCACUAUGUCCUCCGAACAAGACGAUCCCCUAACCACCACCACCACCGUCGACGCCACCUUCACCGAAGAUCUCGACGACGAUGACGAUUCCGAUCACAAUCCUUCCGGCGAAGAAGAAGCAGAAGAAGAUGAAGACGUUGACCUCAUCGACGAUGACGACGACAACGAUUCCACCUCCUCAAGCGCCGCCGCUGCUGUCACUAUCGCCGUCCCUGGCACCACAUCCACUCCUCCGGCAACAAUUUCCACUCCGGUAAACGUUUCUCCUUUACCUCGAUCCGACGUCGUUUUAGAUCAUCAACAGAAUAAUUUAAUUACUAAUAAAAGAGCUGUUCCGUUAGAUGAAUCUAGACGUUUGUUUCAACGGUUAUGGACUGAUGAAGAUGAAAUUGAGCUUUUACAAGGCUUCCUUGAAUAUAAUAAUCAACGUGCUGUUAAUAAUCCUUAUAGUCAUCAUCAUCAUCAUGAUACGACAGCGUUUUAUGAUCAGAUUAAAGAUAAGUUACAGCUUGAUUUUAAUAAGAAUCAGUUGGUUGAAAAGUUAAGAAGGUUGAAAAAAAAGUAUAGAAAUGUUGUUAGUAAGAUUAGUUCUGGAAAAGAGUAUGUGUUUAAAACUGCUCAUGAUCAGAUCACUUUUGAUAUAUCUAGUAAGAUUUGGAACAGCGAGGGCGGUACGAUUUUGUCGACGCCGGUUGUGUAUGCGGCCGAUGUUAGUAGGUUUGAUGAUGAUGAGACGAAUAAUGUUAGUCCGAAUGUUAACCUAAGUUUUAACUUGAAUGACCAAAACGGUAACGGUGUGAUGUAUGCAAAUAGUUUAGAUAAGAAGGUUCCGGUUGCUCCUCGGUCGCGGAAGCGGUCAAGGUCAGGUGGAGUGAAAGUUGAGGAAAAGGUUAGUCAGCCUCAGUCUGAACCGGUUGGGUUUGGAGUAGGAAGUUCGAAUGUGCCAAAUUCAGUGCCUAAUGUGGUUGAGGAAACUGUGAAGAGUUGUUUGUUGCCUUUGUUUAAGGAAUUGCUCGAUGGAUCUCGUGGCGGUUUGAGGGGAUUGGGGCUGGGUGGGAUGAACAUGGAUCCUUUAGGUUUGGGAAUUGGCGGAUUGAUGAAUUUGCCUUUUGGAGAUGUUAAUGAUGAGAAGUGGAGGAAGCAACAUAUAUUAGAAUUGGAAGUUUGUUCAAAGAGAUUGGAAUUGGUGCAGGAUCAAAUAAAGUCGCAGUUGGAAGAGCUCAAGUCGAUGAGGAGGUAAUAAGAAAUCUGAUUUGUGUAUGUAAUGCGUGAGUAAAUUCUGGAGGUUCUUGCCGGUUCGUAUCUAUUGGUAUUUAAGUUCAUAAGUUAUGGUCGUUUGAUCAAUAGUGCAUACUUUAGUAGGUGAUGUAGUCUGGUUAGAAAUUAUCUUUUUUUUCCCUUUUUCUUUUUUCUCUUUGAGGCUUGUUGUUUGAAUAAUCUUUACUAUGCGUUUAGCCUUUCUUGGCUAACAUCAUAAUGAACUUUGUGCAUAGACUAGUUGUUUAACUUAUAAACAAAUGCCUCACAUACACAUAUAAGAAUUGGAUGUACUUUCUUCUAAUUUUGACUGUGAGAAAACACAUGUACUUCUGUUAAA
Molecule: messenger RNA, 1758 nt
Organism: Erigeron canadensis
Lineage: Eukaryota; Viridiplantae; Streptophyta; Magnoliopsida; Asterales; Asteraceae
Product: probable transcription factor At3g04930
Exons: 1
Coding region: 166-1401 (411 amino acids)
Biological process (GO): regulation of DNA-templated transcription
Cellular component (GO): nucleus
Source: RefSeq, a predicted model, not a curated record